This is a messenger RNA of Purpureocillium lilacinum, 930 nucleotides long. RefSeq lists its product as uncharacterized. Lineage: Eukaryota; Fungi; Ascomycota; Sordariomycetes; Hypocreales; Ophiocordycipitaceae. The record is from RefSeq and is a predicted model, not a curated record. Gene Ontology annotation, molecular function: oxidoreductase activity.
AUGGCCGACCAGCAAGCCGGGCGCCGCAUCCAGGCCAUCGGCCAGCAGCUCCAGCCGCCGCCCUCGGGCCUGCCGCCCAUCCGAAGAGUCGCCGCCGGUUCCAGCGCGCCGCGCGCCCAGGGCAAGGUCGUCAUCAUCACGGGCGCCAACUCGCCCCUGGGCAUCGGGCGCGCCUCGGCCCACCAGUUCGCUGAGAGCGGCGCCAGGGCGCUGUACCUGUGUGACUACGACGGCACGCACCUCGAGUCUCACGCGCGCGACAUCACGGCCGCGUUUCCGGGCGUCGAGGUCCAUGCGCGCCGCUUCGAUGCCGCUGACGAGGCCGCGGUCAAGGCCGUCGUUGACGACGCCGUGAGCCGCUAUGGCCGCCUCGAUGUCUUCUUCGCCAACGCGGGCAUCACGGGGCCCAACGUCAUCUUCACCGAUGUCAGCGCCGACGACUUCAUGUCUGUGCUCAAGACCAACACGCUGAGCGUCUUCCUCGCGGCCAAGUACGCCGCCCCUGCCAUGGGCAAGACGUCGGCGGACAAGCCCACGCCGGGCGGCAGCAUCAUCGGCACGGCGUCGGUAGCGGGCAUCCGGUCCAACGCCGGGUCCACGCCGUACUCGGCGUCCAAGGCGGCCGUCGUGUCCCUGGCGCAGACCCUGGCGUACCAGCUGGCUGGCACGGGCGUGCGCGUCAACGCCGUGUGCCCGGGCCUCAUCGAGACGGGCAUGACGGCGCCCGUCUACCAGGCGGCCCGCGCCCGCGGCAGCGAGAAGAAGAUUGGCCAGCUCAACCCGACGAAGCGCGGCGGCCACGCCGAUGAGAUUGCUCGCGUCGCGCUCUUCCUCGGCAGCGACGAGAGCAGCUACGUCAACGGCCAGGCCUGGGCCGUCGACGGCGGCCUGAGUGCGGGUCACCCUUAUGUGCCCGGCCGUCUGGGUUAA